UCCAAGCGAGAUGUUACUUGUCAUGGCAUCCAUUAUCUCUUUUCUUCACAUACAUAAAACAAUUUGCAAUUUCCCAAAGCUAUCUUGCGGUGACGUAAUAACUAGAGAUUGUUACCCUUGGUAGAAUGCAGGAUCCAACGCAACACCGAAGAGCUCGUGUUUGCAUCAACCGAAGUAGUCAGGUCAAAAUUUGCUUUGCCAUUCUCCUAUUGGUAACAGUUUUACUUGUCAUGCGUGAUAAUGGUAUGAUUAUUCAAAGAAGCAACGAUUGCCCGUCAACGGUCACCCAUCAACAGAUUAUUGAAUCGAUUCACGAAAACUUGUCUCCUUCUGGAAACAUAUCGGAAACCCUUCGUUAUCGGAUUUCGGAAAUCAAUAGAUUAAAACAAGAGAAACCGUCAGCAGACAACAUUAGACGUAUCUUAUUUUGGACGAGUUUCUUUAAUUGGAAAGGUUUUGGCGUCGGUAUGGGCCGAGAACCUUUUGUCCUCGCAAAAUGUCGUUUCACCAACUGCAUGACCACAGAUGACCGGAGUCUGUUAAACCAAAGCGAUGCGCUCAUUUUUCAUCCCAACGAUUACAACGCCAGUGAUUUGCCUUCAAUCAGAAACCCUGAUCAACGUUACAUAUUCUUGUAUUACGAAGCCCUGACUACCGAGAGGUAUAGACUGCCCAUUUUUUACGAUCCGCUGCCGAAUUUCUUCAACUGGACGAUGACGUACCGUCGAGAUUCCGACGUCCAUUCGACUCAUCCUUACGGCAUAAUCCGGCGCAAACCCAGUUCGCGUGUAGGAAUCGUACUACCCGAUCCUUUGCCGCCAGGGACGUCUGAUCCUGGUGCCCUCUUACAUAUUCAAACUGACUCUAGUCGUUAUUAUGCGGCAAGUGCAAACAAGACCAAAUGGGUCGCAUGGUUCACAUCCAGCUGCGUCACACCGGGUGGCAGGGAGGUCUUCUUCCGGCGAAUGGCUCAAUACGUUCCUAUCGACAUUUAUGGCGCUUGUGGAAGCCUAAAAUGCGGUCCGGAAAAAGGCAACGAAUGCGACAUGGCCCUGAAAACGUACAAGUUCUACAUUGCGGCAGAGAAUUCAAUCUGUCCUGAUUACGUUACUGAAAAACUGUACAGAGCUCUCGGAGCAGGCGCCGUGCCCAUCGUUUACGGAGGUGCGGAUUAUUCCGCUUACGCUCCGCCUUAUUCCUUCAUCCAUGCAGCUGAUUUUGAAUCGCCAAAAGCGCUGGCAGACUACCUGAUCUUACUUGACCGCAAUCCAGGUUUGUAUUCGAGAUAUUUCGAGUGGACAAAGGACUGGGAGGUUGUACGCAAUCCACUAGAUGGAUGGUGCAAUUUAUGCGAGAAACUAAACGAUCCAGUUCAAAAGCCGAAAAGCUAUGAAAAUAUUGGCCAAUGGUGGUACGAUAAAAAUCCUUGCCUUCCGGGGACUUCUCUCCUGAACCUGUAUGGCUUGUCGAACGAACCACUUUUAGGAAGGUUCAUCUGAUUUGUCCACAUACUUUUAUGUAUUCGUUUGUUCCAUGUUUUUGGCGAUUUAGUAAAGAAAUUGGUAGUCUAUAGUUGGAAAUACACGAGAAAGUAAACACGCAA
Messenger RNA from Daphnia magna, 1603 nucleotides. RefSeq names its product alpha-(1,3)-fucosyltransferase C. Gene Ontology annotation, molecular function: alpha-(1->3)-fucosyltransferase activity. Bases 126 to 1499 code for a protein of 457 amino acids. NCBI's taxonomy places the organism in Eukaryota, Metazoa, Arthropoda, Branchiopoda, Diplostraca, Daphniidae. The record is from RefSeq and is a predicted model, not a curated record. Gene Ontology annotation, cellular component: membrane. The transcript is spliced from 2 exons.